Messenger RNA from Vidua chalybeata, 2256 nucleotides. RefSeq names its product zinc finger protein 184-like. NCBI's taxonomy places the organism in Eukaryota, Metazoa, Chordata, Aves, Passeriformes, Viduidae. Gene Ontology annotation, molecular function: RNA polymerase II cis-regulatory region sequence-specific DNA binding; DNA-binding transcription factor activity, RNA polymerase II-specific. Gene Ontology annotation, biological process: regulation of DNA-templated transcription. The record is from RefSeq and is a predicted model, not a curated record. The transcript has 2 exons. Bases 281 to 2029 code for a protein of 582 amino acids.
AGAGCGCGGGGCGAGGCGGUGCCGUGUGCAGAGCCCGCCCCUCGCUGCGAUUGGCCGGCUGUGCCGUCAGUCGUGGUUGUGGCGCGCUGAUUGGUGAGAGCGGGGCGAAGCACGGCCCCGCUGGCGGCCUGAGGGCGGCCCUGGCUGGGCAGCGGCGCCAUUGGCGGAGCGUCUGUGCGGGCCCGGGAGCGGCGGCAGCGGCCGGAGGCCGGGGAGGCGGCAUUGGCGGAGCUGGGAGGCGGCCCCGGCGCAGGAUUUGUCGUUGCCAGAGCGUGGCUGGAUGGAGGAGGAGGAAAAGCCCCAGAGAUCCUGCAGGAGGAGUGGCUGCAAACCCAGCCCAGGGAGCUGCGGGAAGGAAAGAGCCCCCCUGAGCCAGGAAGGCGGCCAGAGAUCCAGCCAGAGCUCGGAGCUGGUGGAGAAGGCUCAUGGCAGGGAGAAGCCACACAGGUGCUUGGAAUGUGGGCAGGGCUUCAGCCGGAGCUCCAAGCUGAUCCGGCACCAGAGGAUCCACACUGGGGAACGGCCCUACGAGUGUGGGGAGUGUGGGAAGAGUUUCCGAGACAACUCCCACCUGAUCCAGCACCAGAGGAUCCACACUGGGGAGCGGCCCUAUGAGUGUGGGGAGUGUGGGAAGAGCUUCAGAGACAGCUCCAACCUUAACCAGCACCAGAGGAUCCACACUGGGGAAUGGCCCUACAAGUGUGGGGAGUGUGGGACGGGUUUCAACCAGAGAUCCCACCUGAUCCGGCACCAGAGGAUCCACACUGGGGAACGGCCCUAUGAGUGUGGGGAGUGUGGGAAAAGCUUCAGAGACAGCUCCCACCUGGUCCGGCACCAGAGGAUCCACACUGGGGAACGGCCCUAUGAGUGUGGGGAGUGUGGGAAGGGUUUCAGAGACAGCUCCCAUCUGAUCGAGCACCAGAGGAUCCACACUGGGGAACGGCCCUACGAGUGUGGGGAGUGUGGGAAGGGCUUCAAAGAGAGCUCUGGGCUGCUCCGGCACCAGGUGAUCCACACUGGGGAACGGCCCUUCGAGUGUGGUGAAUGUGGGAAGGGUUUCCGAGACAGCUCCAACCUGAACCAGCACCAGAGGAUCCACACUGGGGAACGGCCCUACAAGUGUGGGGAGUGUGGGCUGGGUUUCAACCAGAGCUCCCACCUGAUCCGGCACCAGAGGAUCCACACUGGGGAACGGCCCUACGAGUGUGGGGAGUGUGGGAAGGGCUUCAACCAGAGCUCCAGCCUGAUCGAGCACCAGAGGAUCCACACUGGGGAACGGCCCUACGAGUGCUUGGAAUGUGGGAAGGGUUUCAACCAGAGCUCCAAUCUUAUCCAGCACCAGAGGAUCCACACUGGGGAACGGCCCUAUAAGUGUGGGGAGUGUGGGAAGAGCUUCAGAGAGAGCUCUGCGCUGCUCCGGCACCAGGUGAUCCACACUGGGGAAUGGCCCUACAGCUGCUUGGAAUGUGGGAAGGGUUUCAGCCGGAGCUCUGAGCUGAUCCGGCACCAGGUGAUCCACACCGGGGAACGACCCUUUGAGUGCUUGGAAUGCGGGAAGGGCUUUGGGUGCCGCUCUGCCCUGAGAGCACACCAGCGCAUCCACACUGGGGAGAGGCCCUACGAGUGUCCUCAGUGUGGGAAGAGGUUUCAGACCAGCUCCGAUCUCCUCGUACAUGAGCGGAUUCACACAGAGGAGAGGCCCUUCCGCUGCUCUGACUGUGGGAAGGGCUUCAAGCAAAACUCCCAUCUCACCGUGCACCAGCGCGUCCACACCGGGGAGAGGCCCUACGAGUGUCCCCAGUGUGGGAAGAGGUUUCAGAGCAGCUCCGAUCUCCUCCUACACGAGCGGAUUCACACAGAGGAGAGGCCCUUCCGCUGCCCCGACUGCGGGAAGGGCUUCAAGCGAAACUCCAGCCUCACCAUGCACCGGCGCAUCCACACCGGGGAGAGGCCCUACCAGUGUGGGGAGUGUGGGAAGAGCUUCUCCAGGAGCUCAACCUUGACAAAACACCAACAGCGGCGCCACUAAGGGAAGCCCUGUGAGUGCCCUGAGUGAGGGAAGAGCUUCGAGUGAGGGAGGAGAGUGAGGGCAGAGCUUCGUGCGCUGCUCCAGCUCCAUCCCCCAUGGGAGGCUCCGGGCUGGAUGAUCCCCGGUGCCCCCUGUUUGGUGGAGCCCUGGUGAUCCCCAUUGUGUGGGGGGAAGGUGUUGGCUUCUUCUCCUUGUGCUGCUGUGAUUUGGGGUAGUUCCCAUGGAUG